Molecule: messenger RNA, 752 nt
Organism: Cebus imitator (Panamanian white-faced capuchin)
Lineage: Eukaryota; Metazoa; Chordata; Mammalia; Primates; Cebidae
Product: malignant T-cell-amplified sequence 1-like
Exons: 1
Biological process (GO): formation of translation preinitiation complex
Molecular function (GO): RNA binding
Source: RefSeq, a predicted model, not a curated record
GGGGAUCUGCCGGACCCUUGCAAAUUCAAUUUCUUUCCCAUUCCAGGCCCUUCCCUAUCGUCGCCCCAUUCACCUUGGAUCACGUUCAAGAAAUUUGAUGAAAAAGAAAACGUGUCGAACUGCAUCCAGUUGAAAACCUCAGUUAUUAAGGGUAUUAAGAAUCAGUUGAUAGAGCAAUUUCCAGGUAUUGAACCAUGGCUUAAUCAGAUCAUGCCUAAGAAAGAUCCUGUCAAAAUAGUCCGAUGCCAUGAACAUAUAGAAAUCCUUACCGUAAAUGGAGAAUUACUAUAUUUUAGACAAAGAGAAGGGCCUUUUUAUCCAACCCUAAGGUUACUUCACAAAUAUCCUUUUAUGUUGCCGCACCAGCAGGUUGAUAAAGGAGCCAUCAAAUUUGUACUCAGUGGAGCAAAUAUCAUGUGUCCAGGCUUAACUUCUCCUGGAGCUAAGCUUUAUCCUGCUGCAGUAGAUACCAUUGUUGCUAUCAUGGCAGAAGGAAAACAACAUGCUCUAUGUGUUGGAGUCAUGAAGAUGUCUGCAGAAGAUAUUGAGAAAGUCAACAAAGGAAUUGGCAUUGAAAAUAUUCAUUAUUUAAAUGAUGGGCUGUGGCAUAUGAAGACAUAUAAAUGAGCCUCAGAAGGAAUCCACUUGGGCUAAAUAUGGAUAUUGUGCUGUACCUGUGUUUGUGUCUGUGUGUGACAGCAUGAAGAUAAUACUUGUGAUUAUGCUGAAUAAAUUCACCAGAUGCUAAAAAA